Messenger RNA from Otolemur garnettii (small-eared galago), 1203 nucleotides. RefSeq names its product olfactory receptor 13D1-like. The record is from RefSeq and is a predicted model, not a curated record. Gene Ontology annotation, molecular function: G protein-coupled receptor activity; olfactory receptor activity. Bases 1 to 1203 code for a protein of 400 amino acids. The transcript is spliced from 3 exons. Lineage: Eukaryota; Metazoa; Chordata; Mammalia; Primates; Galagidae. Gene Ontology annotation, cellular component: membrane. Gene Ontology annotation, biological process: G protein-coupled receptor signaling pathway.
AUGGAGAUAGGAAAUUACUCUGCCACAACUGAAUUCUUUCUUGUGGGGCUUUCCCAGUACCCAGAACUCCAGCUUUGUCUGUUUGUGCUCUGUCUCAUCAUGUAUCUGAUAAUCCUACUAGGAAAUAGUCUACUCAUUAUCAUUACCAUCCUGGAUUCUCGCCUCCAUACCCCCAUGUACUUCUUCCUUGGAAACCUUUCAUUCUUAGAUAUCUGCUACACAUCAUCAUCAAUUCCACCAACGCUUUUUAUAGUAAUGUCUGAGAGAAAAUCCAUCUCCUUCAUUAGCUGUGUUCUACAAAUGGUUGCUUCACUUGGCUUGGGCUCUACUGAGUGUGUCCUCCUGGCUGUGAUGGCCUAUGACCGGUAUGUAGCCAUCUGCAACCCACUGAGGUACCCCAUCAUCAUGAACAAGGUGUUAUAUGUGCAAAUGGCUGUGUGGUCUUGGGUCAUAGGCUGUCUGAACUCUCUAGUACAAACAGUCCUGACAAUGGUGCUGCCUUUCUGUGGAAAUAAUGUCAUUGAUCAUAUAACCUCCCACCUGACUGUGGUCAUCUUAUUCUAUGGUUCAGCUCUUUUUAUGUACAUGAAGCCCAAGUCAAAGGACACAAAGACAUCUGAUGAGAUCAUGGUACUGUCUUAUGGAGUUGUAACCCCAAUGUUGAACCCUAUCGUCUACAGCCUGAGGAAUAAGGAAGUAAAAGAAGCUGUUAAGAAAGUCUUCAACAGACACUGCAUAUAUGGAAAACAUGAGCCUGAAAUACCCUCAAAGAGGGGAAAAGUUGCCCCAGCAUGGCGAACUAGGACUGAUCUGGUCAUGUGCAUGCCCUGCACCACCACUGCUGUUCCCCCGCCCCCGGGUUGCUCCUGCAGGACUGAACUAGGACUGAUCUACCCUCAGCAGUCCCCUGUCCCCGGGUUCCCCCAGCGGGGCCAAACUAAGACUGACCCAGCUGGGCGCAUUCCCCGCACAGCAGCUGCUAUUCCCCUGCCCCCCAGUUGCCCCAGCAGGGCUGAUCAAGGACUAUUCUGGCCACUGCCAUUCCCCUUCCCCCCAGUUGCGGGGGGGGGGCAAACAAAAACUGAUCCAGCUGUUGCCGUUCCUCUGCCCCCUGGUGGCCCUGGUGGGGCCGAACUAGGACUGAUCUGGCCACUGCUGUUCUCCUUCCCCUGUGGCUACAACGGCAGGUCAAACGAGGAUUGA